UUUUUCUCAUUUCCGUAAUGACGGGAGACAAACGGAUAUGUAUUAAAUCUGUAUUUCUGACUUAUUUUAUCAGACGUGUGUUGUUGAAGUGCGGUUUUUCAAUGUGUUUUAUAUUUCUGCUACAUCAUUUAGGUAACUUAUAUGAACUGUUAUGUACGGGAAGAAAAAAAUCAUCCUUGGACGUUCCCAUUCCGAAAGAAUAGUACGAAAGAAAUCGAAAAAGCAACCAUUAUGGCGUUUAUGGGGUGAAGAAAAGCAAGCUGAUGCUGUUUAUACUGUAUAUCUUAAAAAAGUUCGUUAUCAUCCUGGAUCAAGUUUAAGUUGCAAUGAUUCUAAUGAUGUUGUGUCUCAUUUGGAAUGGGAAACUGUACGAGUACGGUUAAUCAAAGCAGGAACACUAGAAAAAUUAGUUGAAAGCUUAGCUAAUGAUUCUGGAGAACUUGAAUCUACAUAUAUCAACAUAUUUUUUGCCACUUAUAGAUCAUUUGCUACUCCUAGACAAGUACUUAUGCUGUUGUUAGACAGAUAUAAACAAUUGGGUAGCAAGAAAAAUGACAUGCCAGAUUUUAUGAAACAACAGCAUAGAAGAACAUUAAUUCAAGCACUUCUAGUUUGGCUUGAUAUGUUUCCUGAAGAUUUUUAUGAACCACCUCAGUAUCUUAGUCUACAUCAAAUUGCUGAUUUUGCAAAAAAGUAUCUUUCAGGAAGUAUGUUAGAAUUGAGAGCACUUAACAGAAUUGAAAAAUACAAGCAAGAAGAAACAAUAGCACCACUGUCAAAUAAAUUAGGAUGGUGUAUAUCAUGUGAAGAUAAUAACAACACACUCACAUGUUUUCCAUAUGAAUUUUUAGAAUUACCAGUAGAUCAUUUUGCACGCCAGUUAACUUGGAUUGAUGCAGAAUUAUUUAAAAAAUUAGUUCCACAUCAUUGUCUCGGUUCCAUCUGGUCAAGAAGAGAAAAGGCAAAAGAAAUGUAUACCUCUUCUACUACAGUAACUGCAACUGUUAACCAAUUCAAUGCUCUUUCUAGUCGUGUUAUUUCUACUGUAUUAUCUGUGCCUAACAUGAAAGUUGCAGCUAGAUCUAAAAUAAUCUCAAAAUGGAUAGACAUUGCCCAAGAAUUAAGAUUUUUGAAAAAUUUUUCUUCUCUAAAAGCAAUUACUGCUGCAUUGCAAACUGUUCCAGUUCAUAGAUUGAAAAGAGUUUGGUUAUCUGUUCCAAGGGAAAAAGUUGAAGUAUUUUCAGAAUUAGCUAGGAUUUUUUCUGAAGAUAAUAAUCAAAUGAAUUGUAGGGAGUUAUUAAUUAAGGAAGGAUCAGCAAAAUUUGCUGACACUGUGGGAGAAAAUGAUCGUCAACUUCAGAAAGCUUUCCAGAAACAGUUAUCAAAUAGUGCAAUGUCUAUUAUGCAAGGGACCAUUCCUUAUUUGGGAACAUUUCUGACUGACCUGAUGAUGAUUGAUGCUGCAAUUCCAGAUACAUUACCAGAUGGAUUGAUUAAUUUUGAUAAAAAAAGAAAGGAAUUUGAGGUUUUGGCCCAGAUUAAAUUACUUCAAAGUUCUGCAAAUAACUAUAAUAUUGUUCCUGAUCAUAAAUUUCAAGCUUGGUUUGAAAAUUUACCAACCAUUGAUGAUAAUGAAAGUUAUCAACUAUCAUUUCUCAUAGAGUCCCAUGUGCCUGCAAAUAAUGAAAAACGGCCUUUGCAAAAGUCUCGAAGUUCAAACAAUACAUAUUAUCAUAAGAAAAAUGACUCUACAUCAUCUACGUCAACUUCUUCGUCAAAUAGCCAAUUUUACGAUCAAAGUAGCAGUGAUGCUAGUAUGGCUAGUAUAACAAUGGAUGGUGUUAAGCCGUCAGCAUCUUGUUCAUCACUAACAUUUGGAUCAUUUGGUUCAACAUUUGCUCUAGCGUCAGAUAUUGUUAACUCAGGAAUUUCUCAACAGGCUCCAGAAUUUUAUAUAAUUAGAGUGAGCAUUGAGCAAGAUGACAGAAAAGAAGUGGAAGGAGUGAAUCUUUAUAAGAGUAUAAUGUUAAGCAACUGUGAUCAUACACGAACUGUAAUAUAUAAUGCUAUGAUGAAGCAUGGAUUAGUGGGUAAUCCAGAUGACUAUGAGUUAGCUCAGCUUUUGCCAGAUGGAGAAAUAGUUUUCCCCAGUUCUGCAAAUGUGUAUUAUGCUAUUAAUACAGCAUAUGACCUGAACUUUAUUCUAAGAAGACAAAAUAAUAUAUCUCAGAAGAGAUGUAAACCUACGCCUCUAGUGAAACGCAUACUGGGAACCGUGACGUAAAUCGUGUACAUGUAAUGAGAGA
Centruroides sculpturatus (bark scorpion) is the source of this 2306-nucleotide messenger RNA. RefSeq names its product ral guanine nucleotide dissociation stimulator-like 1 (gene Rgl). NCBI's taxonomy places the organism in Eukaryota, Metazoa, Arthropoda, Arachnida, Scorpiones, Buthidae. Gene Ontology annotation, biological process: positive regulation of GTPase activity; Ras protein signal transduction. Gene Ontology annotation, cellular component: plasma membrane. The transcript is spliced from 16 exons. Gene Ontology annotation, molecular function: guanyl-nucleotide exchange factor activity. The coding region runs from base 152 to 2284 and encodes 710 amino acids. The record is from RefSeq and is a predicted model, not a curated record.